Molecule: messenger RNA, 1252 nt
Organism: Hyphopichia burtonii NRRL Y-1933
Lineage: Eukaryota; Fungi; Ascomycota; Pichiomycetes; Serinales; Debaryomycetaceae
Gene: YPT7
Product: Ypt7p
Exons: 1
Coding region: 395-1240 (281 amino acids)
Biological process (GO): regulation of vacuole fusion, non-autophagic
Cellular component (GO): phagocytic vesicle; fungal-type vacuole membrane; late endosome
Molecular function (GO): GTPase activity; GTP binding
Source: RefSeq, a predicted model, not a curated record
GACGCCAUGACGAUAUCGGAGAAUGUCAAUGAUCUAGGGGAUUUGGUUGCUUAAAGAUCAUAUAGAGGUGUUUGCUGAAGAGCUAGUGGUAUUUUCCAGGAAGUGCGUUUUCUACAUACAGCGUUUGAGAGGAAUUGUACUUAAAACAGGUAAGUUUUGUUAUCAGCUAGUGAAGGAAAGCCAGGUAAGGAUUAUCCAAGGAGAUAGUGUGUCUGGAUUGAGCAUUGAUAUUUUGCACAAUAACAAUUGAAGGUCUCAAAUAAGGAUUCACAAAAUCUAUUUGGUUGAUAUCACGAUUAUAUCAUAAUUUUUCAAAAUAUUUUGAAAGUAUUUGAUUUAUAUGAAGAAUUGUGAGAAUUGGAUGAUUCUACUUCUUUAGAAUAUAGAUUAAGGAAUGCUAAAUACUCCAACUCAUACACGAAACCAGUCGGCAUCGACUCCAACGUUAAAAGUUGUGUUACUAGGCGAUCUGGGGGUUGGUAAAACAUGUCUCCGUUCGCAGUUUGUUCAUCAUAUAUUCACUAAUGCUUAUAAAACAACUAUUGGUGGAGACUAUCUCACCACCAGUGUAUAUCUACCUACUGAUGGGGCUGAAUCAACCCCUACUUCCACCAUCGUGACCCAACCAGGUAUUGAUAAUGAAAAUUAUUUGGAUUUGGAUGAAUCAAGCACAAUGAAUCCAAGAAAUAGAUACUCAAAUCAACAUUCAAAUAAUAAUAAUGAUAAUUUAACAGAAAAAGUGAAUCUUCAAAUAUGGGAUACUGCGGGCCAAGAAAGAUUCAAUUCGAUAUCUCAAGCAUUUUACCGGGGGACCGAUGUUGUGGUUCUAGUAUAUGAUAUAACAAACUAUGAAUCGGUUCUUAGUUUAAGUGAUUGGUUUAGAAGAUUUUUAGAUCAUUGUCAUGUUGAUAAUCCUGGGGUCAUGAUCAUUGGUAAUAAACAAGAUAAAGCUAAUGAACGAUGUAUUGAAUUAGAUGAAAUUCAAGAAAUUUUGAAUAAAAAUUCCCAUUCAAAAUUUAACGAUUUUGUCGAAGACUGGGAUAUAGAUUUAAGAGAAGUCACUUCUAAAAGACUAGAUCUUGUUGAUGACUUAUUUCUUCGUGUGGCUAGACUUGGUCUUGACCGUUUAAACAAUGAUUCUAAUAAUUCAAAACUUAAAGGCCGCAAAAGAAGCAUGUUAAGAUUUGACAAUAUUGAUCUAACCGAUAUCAAUCAUUCUUCUUCCAGAUGUGCAUGUUAAUUGUUAUUCACC